Girardinichthys multiradiatus is the source of this 1642-nucleotide messenger RNA. Its product is annotated as mas-related G-protein coupled receptor member B2-like. The record is from RefSeq and is a predicted model, not a curated record. NCBI's taxonomy places the organism in Eukaryota, Metazoa, Chordata, Actinopteri, Cyprinodontiformes, Goodeidae. Gene Ontology annotation, molecular function: G protein-coupled receptor activity. Gene Ontology annotation, cellular component: membrane. The transcript is spliced from 4 exons. Bases 59 to 1006 code for a protein of 315 amino acids. Gene Ontology annotation, biological process: positive regulation of Rho protein signal transduction; phospholipase C-activating G protein-coupled receptor signaling pathway.
CAGCUUUAGAUAACUCUUUUAGGUUCAAUAAUUCAACUUUUAAGGUUCCAUUGUAAAGAUGGGAUACGUCUAUACCAACACAACAUUGUUCAUACAAAACCAUAAUCAGAGCAAUAACAGCUUUACCUACAAUGUGUCCAACAAACCAUCUGAAGACAAUGGCAGCUAUUACAGUCCAUUUGAAACCAUGUUCUGUUGGUAUUAUAAUUACAAAGUGCAACCGUUCACCUUGAGUAUCAUCUCCACCUGGCUUCCACUGGUACCUCUGGCCAUCUACUGUAUCUAUUCUCAGGCAACAAGAGAUCAUGUCAUUCCAGUCUUCAUCGUCAACCUUCUCCUUGCAGACAUCCUUCAGAUUUGGUGUAUGAUUGUGAACAUGACAUGGAUAAAUGACUAUAUAGCGCAAUAUGUAUUUGUUGCACAUGUCUAUAACGGCGGUGUGAUGGCCAGUGUUUUCUUCAUUACCUUUAUUGCCAUGGAAAGGUAUUUGCUUAUUGCCUGGCCAAUUUUGUACAGAUUCAGCCAAACACUCAAGGUUUCUGCAUCAGUCAGCGCUGUCAGCUGGAUCCUUUCUAUUUAUAUUGGUUUCAAUAAUGGAUCCUGGCUGGGAGCCUUCCUGGCCCUUCCUCUUCCCCUCUUCAUAUUCUUCCUUGUUCGGACCUUUAAAGCCCUGUCUACAUCCCAUAAUGUCCCAUCUGAUGAGAAACGACAGAUUGUGGCAGUUUUGACUGUGGUGGUGUGCAUUUACACUCUGACAUUCUUGCCACAAAUUUUUAAAGAGUUGUGGUGGUUAGGGUGGUGGUUGUUGGAUUUUGACUAUACCACAUACAUCAACCUUAUCAGCGUCUCUUGCACUUUAAUUCAGAUAAGUCCUCUGACAAACUUACUUCUAUACAUUCUUAUCAAGAAAUGGGUCUUUGACAAACUGCUGGCUUUUCUGUGUUGUUGCAGAAACACUAAGGAUGUGCAGCAACAGACAAACAGCAUUACAACAACAUGUAACUAGUCAUCUUCUCAGAGGCCGACAGAAGCAGAAAAUAACACUUAAAAUAUAAAAUCAAGAAACACAUCAUACACAUUUAAUCCAUGCACAGAAGCAAUACGGCAUCUAAUAUUUCAAAGUGCAACCUGGAUGUGAAAAAUGUUUUCUUUUUUUUAUGACCAAAUCAACCUUUUACCUUUGGAAGGAUGAAAUGAAGAUGUUUGUAAAGAUUUACUUAUAGGGGUUGUGCUCGUGUUUGUACAGUACUCAUCAUGUGUACAGUUUAAAACAUGUAUGUUGUUUAUUAGUUAAAACAUGUUUAAUAUUUCUGUCAACUGCAGUUUCUUUCAUAAAAACCUUGAGUUUAGGAAAACUACAGUUGUUUCAAAACAAUUAGAAAAAUAACUAUUUAAGUAAUUAUUUAUCUGUGGCUAGGUCUGUUUUUAACAAUGGUUUACGCAAACAUUUUAUUUUCAGACGUUUCAAGAACUUGUAUAAAAUUGUAUAAAACAUAAAUAGUGCAGGAAGUUUGUUUAUGAAUAUCUUUAGUUUCUUAUUUUUUAUUUUAUUCUAAUAAAAAACUUGGUUGGAGGCAACAUUUUUGUCAUCUUGCUGGCUUUUGCCUUUGUAUGUAUUAAACCUGAAUAUUAUUGGGUCUGG